This is a messenger RNA of Phaethon lepturus (White-tailed tropicbird), 519 nucleotides long. RefSeq names its product gem (nuclear organelle) associated protein 2 (gene GEMIN2). Gene Ontology annotation, cellular component: SMN complex; nucleus. The record is from RefSeq and is a predicted model, not a curated record. The annotation marks the transcript as partial. Gene Ontology annotation, biological process: spliceosomal snRNP assembly. The transcript is spliced from 5 exons. Lineage: Eukaryota; Metazoa; Chordata; Aves; Phaethontiformes; Phaethontidae.
GCUCGCCACUCGACGGCGAUCCGCAGCUCGGAGGGGUCUGCUGCUGUGUUCCACAAAAAGGCAGAAGUCCGUUUCUUGGCUCUCCGUACCAGCAGCGGUGGCCUUCCGAGGUCUCGCUGCUGCGGGAAGCGUAGCGGCACUUCAGGCGAGUUUAGGAAGCAAGCAAGCUUCGAGAUUGAAGCAGCUCGAUGCCCAGAUGUGGUUGUGGCACAAAUAGACCCAAAAAAAUUGAGAAAGAAGCAGACAGUAAACGUUUCAAUUUCUGGAUGUCAGCCUGCUCCUGAAGGAUACUCUCCAACACUCAAGUGGCAGCAGCAGCAAGUGGCCAAUUUCUCAGCCGUUCGUCAGAGCCUGAACAAGCACAGAAAGCACUGGCGGUCACAACAUUUGGACAGCAAUGUUACUAUGCCAACAUCAGAGGAUGAAGAAGGCUGGAAGAAGUUCUGCCUGGGUGAAAGAGUAUACUCAGAAAUAGAGGCAGUAUCUGAUAAUGAACAUCUAGGAAUUGAUUACAUAAAG